AAAAGGCGAAGAAGCCAUUGCUACUGUCUCAUGUUGGUGACGCCGAAGACUGAAAACAUGGAGAGAAAACAUGUGUCGGCCUUUGCAUUGUAUCAGUCCGCUAUUCCCCCUUCGAAUCCCCCAAAUGAGGUUUUGACAGUUAAGAAAAAGAAGAGGAAACUGCAGGAUGGCCUUCCAAUCGUGAAAUCCAAGAAGAUCAGAAAGAAGAGUGCUGCAGUACGGAACGGUUUCCAAACAAAGAAGAAAGAUAAGCAAGAGACGAUCCUGAAUGAUGAAGAACAGCAACCUAGAGAAAUGGCAGGUGACACCACAUCUUUGCACAUCCUUCUAGACAGCCUCACCAAAGUCAAUAACAGCAGAGAAAGGGCAAGCAAGCUGUUUCAGUGGUUUGUCCAUCCAAUACCCUCCAAGAGCUUUUUUAGGGAUACGUGGGAGAAGAAACCUCUGCUGAUCAAACGCCAGACGCGAGAUUACUACAAAGGACUUUUCUCCACAGCAGAAUUUGACAGAAUUCUGAGAGAUGAUAACGUGCAGUUUGGGGUGAACCUUGAUGUCACCAGUUACAUUAAUGGCAAACGAGAGACCCACAACCCUCCUGGGAGGGCAUUGCCCUACACAGUAUGGGAUUUCUAUGAGAGCGGCUGCUCCCUGAGGAUGCUGAACCCCCAGGCCUUCUCCUCCACCGUCUGGAACGUCCUCUCCAUCCUGCAGGAGCUCUUUGGCAGCAUGGCCGGCGCCAACGUGUAUCUGACGCCGGCAGGCACACAGGGCUUCGCUCCGCACUACGAUGACAUUGAGGCCUUUGUGGUCCAGCUGGAGGGCAAGAAGCAUUGGAGAGUGUACAACCCACGGUCUGAGGAUGAGGUGCUGCCAGUGGUAUCUAGUCCCAACUUCAGCCAGGCUGAGAUUGGGAAGCCCAUCCUCGAUGUGGUGCUGGAGGCUGGAGACCUGCUGUACUUCCCCCGAGGGUUCAUCCACCAGGGCGACUGUCUGCCAGAUGCCCACUCCCUCCACGUCACCGUCUCCUCCUACCAGAAGAACAGCUGGGGUGACCUGCUCACCAAGCUUGUUCCAGCAGCUGUGGAGAUUGCAGUGGAGGAGGAUGUGGAAUUCCGUAAAGGUCUCCCCCUGGACUAUCUGUCAUACAUGGGGGUUCAGAAUUCUGAUAAGGAGGAUCCCCGUCGGGCAGAGUUCCUGAGUCAUAUUGGCUCUCUAAUGAAGAAGCUGGUGGCUUAUGCACCUGUGGACGCUGCGGUGGAUCAGAAGGCCAGAGGCUUUUUGCAUGACUGCUUACCACCUCUGCUCACUCCAGCGGAGAAGGCCAGCAGUGUUUAUGGAGCCCCGGCCCGCUGGGAGGACGGUGAGGCGUUGGGCUUGACCGUCCACGUGAGACCUCAGACUAGGAUCCGCCUCAUUCGUGCAGGAAUAGCAAGGUUGUGUAGUGAUGGAGAAGAGGUCUCCCUUUAUCACACAGCAGAAAACUCUCGGGCUUACCACAAAGAGGAGCUCAAGUCCUUUGAAAUAAAACCAGAGCACACAGAUGCCAUGGAGUUCCUGCUUCAUUCGUAUCCCAAGUUUGUCACCGUUUCUAGUUUACCAUGUGAUACGGCAGAAGAAAAGCUGUCAUUGGCAGAUCUGCUGUUUGAGAAGGGAUUGAUACACACGGCGGACCCUCUGAAGGCAGAGUAACCUUUUUGGAUGUUCCCAUCUGAGUUGAUGCACUCAUCGUUCUGCGUUGCUCCGAGAGCAGUUAUCCAGCCAGCGCUCUCUGUGUUCUUGAUAUUCUUUACAUUUGAGCUUUGCUUUGGCGUAAGACAUGUGAAGAUGCUUUUGUACAUUUGAAGAAUGCAAUCAAAAUAAAAUCAGAUCAGUGAAA
Molecule: messenger RNA, 1876 nt
Organism: Sardina pilchardus (European sardine)
Lineage: Eukaryota; Metazoa; Chordata; Actinopteri; Clupeiformes; Clupeidae
Gene: riox1
Product: ribosomal oxygenase 1
Exons: 15
Coding region: 31-1689 (552 amino acids)
Source: RefSeq, a predicted model, not a curated record